AUGUUGACAGGCGCAAGCGCUAAUGGCAAGAAGUUGUCGCCUUUGAUUGUAUUUAAAGGCAAAUUUGUUUGGGAUCAGUGGAUGGCUGAACUGGUUGGUGGUGAUUACGAUUUCGAAUUAUCGUAUGCAGCCAGUACAAAAGGGUGGAUGGAAACAGACGUUUUCUAUAAUUAUAUAGAAAAAGUUCUUAUCCCAAGUCUGGGCGAGGAGCGCCCGGUUCUUAUAGUUUAUGAUGGUCACUCAACUCACGUCCAUGUAAGAGUUGUGGAACUAGCAAUACGAAACCGUAUCACAAUUCUUAAAUUACCGCCACAAACAUCACAUUUGCAGCAGCCUAUUGAUAUAGCAGUAUUCAAGUCAAUAUGGGAUGCCAAACUGGUAGAGUAG
Messenger RNA from Parnassius apollo (apollo), 387 nucleotides. The record is from the annotation of a GenBank genome assembly. NCBI's taxonomy places the organism in Eukaryota, Metazoa, Arthropoda, Insecta, Lepidoptera, Papilionidae.